AUGUCUGCCCCAAGUCUGGCCGAGAAGCUUGACAAGAUUCGGUCGCCGAAUCUGCAAAGCCAGCAGCAGACGUCCGUUAUCUUGCGAGCAGUCGAGUCAACCCUGAAAGACCAGAACUCCGAGCCCACGCCAACAGCGUAUUUUGCAGCUCUCCUUGCGCUUCUGGGACAAACACCUCCUGGAGGUCAGAAGAAGGACCUCGCCACAGCCAUCGUAUAUCUUCUCGACGUCGUCACGCCCUUCGCUCCACAGCCUCUCCUCCGCGCCAGAUUCACCCAGAUCCUCCAGCUCCUCGCACCUGUCGUGUCACAACCAGAAGCAGAUGCACCGCUCCUCAGGCCGUCGAUUGGAUGCUUAGAGUCCCUCCUGUUAGCGCAGGACUCGGCAUCAUGGGAGCUCACCGUCUCAGAAAUGGGCCCCCGGAGUGCUGUCUCUGGUCUUUUGAACCUGUCCCUCGACCCGCGACCUAAAGUCCGAAAGCGAGCACAGGAAGCCUUGAAAAAUGUGCUUAAGAACCCUCCCCCAACCCCGUCACUCGACCACCCUGCAGCCGACAUGUGCGCCGAGGCGGCUAUGAUGAACUUGACCGAGCUGGCAGAUAGCGCCACUCGCUCACGCAAGGAGAAGAAGGCCAAAGAUACGAGUCAAGAUCCUAUCACAAUUCAUGCGCUUCAAUUAAUCAAGACGAUCGCAUCUGGCAGUGGGGGGUGGCCAAGCAAGAAGAUAGAGUCCUUGUGCGAACUCCUCAUUGGCAUUGCCCGCACUGGAAAUGAGCACAUGACCAUGGCCAUUUUUGAGAUAUUCGACAUGAUCUUUGAAGGAAUGGCAGCGGACGAAGUCGCCUCAGCAAAACUCCCUCGAUUACUCGACAUCAUCUCCGAAUUGCGCCCUGCCUCCGAUGACACACAACUCCUACCGUCGUGGAUAGCCAUCCUGUCCCGAGGUUACGAGGUGUCUGCUCAAAUCGAGCCUGAAGACACCUUCAUGAAACUCCCCGAACUGUUCCAAUUAGUAUCACAGUUCUUCGAGUCCCCGUCAGAUAAUAUCCGAAUCUCGGCGUCCGAGUGUCUCGUGUCGUUCCUUGCAACCUGCAUACCGAACCAGGUCAUAUUAGAUCCCUCUGUCUACGACGAAAAGACACUAGAAAAGGUCGUCAACGUGGUAGAGGGUCUUUUUCGCGUCAAAUACCAAGCUGCAUGGGCCGAGACCUUCAAUGUCGUCGGUGCUAUGUUCGAUUGCCUCCGGUGGAGGGCUCAUCCUUACCUCCUGAACGUGACCAAGACGGUUGGGGAGAUGAGAGGGAGUGGUUCUUUCGUCAAUAAGCAGGAAGCGGAUGAGGUUCUGGGGAAAGCCAUCAGGGCAAUGGGACCAGGUGCGGUUCUCGAGGUCCUUCCCUUAAAUCUAGCGAAACCAGCAAAGGGACAACCUGGGAGAGCAUGGUUGCUUCCCCUGCUAAGAGACUACACGACAAAUACGAAUCUGGCGCACUUCCGGUCGGAGCUCGUUCCUCUGAGCGAGGUGAUGUUCCAGAGGGUCUUGGACCAUGGAGGUUCGGACAAGACUAUGGAGGUCAAGAUCUUUGAAACUGUGGUUCAUCAGAUCUGGUCUACCUUGCCCGGAUAUUGCGACUUGCCACUUGAUCUCCGCGAAGCCUUCGACCAGUCUUUUGCCGAACUCCUGGCCAACCUUCUCUACCAAAAGGUCGAGCUUCGCCUCGAUAUCUGCAAGGGCCUCAAGACGCUUGUGGAGUCAAAUCAAGCAAUCGCGUCGAUUGAAGAGGAAGAUGACCUUAUCCUUCAAAGUCGUGUGACCAAGCAGCAGGCACGAGAGAACCUCGAGUACCUGGGCUCUUUUGCGGGAAAUUUCCUGGCUGUUUUAUUCAACGUCUACGGGCAAACUCUUCCACACUCGCGCGGCUCAAUUCUGCAGACCAUCAACGCUUACUUGAGUAUAACGCCAUCGCCGGAAUUGACGGAGACAUUCGACCGAGUCUGCAAAAUGCUGGCGUCAUCAAUCCAAGAGGCAUCUUCCAAGACGGAUAAGGAUGGGAAAAAGGGAGGGAGCGAAAAGAUGCCCGCUACUACCCAUACUCUCAUGGACCUCGUCAUAACCAUGUCCAUUUAUCUUCCCAGGGAAAGCUUUGCAGCGCUCUUCGAGAUUUCUUCAGUGGUCAUCAUGAAAGACAGCGACCCACAGCUGCAAAAGAAAGCUUACAAGCUUAUUCCUCGCCUGGCCGAGUCCGACACUGGAAAGAUUGCGCUACAAGAGCGCCAAGUCGAGCUGCAGGCUUUGAUGUUGUCAAGCGGAGAGAAAUGCUCUGCCCCAGCCCGCCGAGAGCGGUUGGCAGCGAUGUCUGCCAUGGUCCCCUUCAUUCCAAACGACGCAUUGCACUUCAUUCCAGCAAUUUUGUCCGAGGUUGUAAUUGGAUGCAAGGAGCAGAAUGAAAGAGCGAGAUCUACAGCCUUCGAGCUCUUGAUUCUUCUGGGAAAGAAGAUGGAGUCAGCGACCGGGGCGACGAUCGACAACAGCAAAGUCCCUCACAUGCCUAAAGAUGCCCCAUCGGCGACUGCCAACAUCGAAGAAUUCUUCACGAUGGUGAGCGCUGGUCUUGCAGGUAGCACGCCGCAUAUGAUCUCCGCCUCCAUUACGGCAAUAAGCCGCAUCCUCUACGAUUUCAAAGAAUCCUUGAGCCCUCAGACCCUCGCUGAGAUUGUGCAGACUAUGGACCUAUUCCUGACGUCCAACAAUCGAGAAAUCGUGAAGAGUGUCCUCGGCUUUGUCAAAGUCUGCGUCAUCAGCCUUCCCAGGGAUUUGGUGGAGCCGAGACUGGGCACUCUCAUACCUAACCUCAUGGUCUGGAGUAACGAACACAAGGGCCACUUCCGUGCCAAGGUCAAGCACAUCCUGGAGCGAAUGAUCCGCAGAUUUGGUUUUGAAAUCGUAAAUAAGCACUGCCCAGAAGACGACCGAAAGCUCAUCAACAAUAUCCGCAAGACAAGGGAUCGGACCAAGAGGAAGAAGGAUGCUGCCAAGGAGAACGGUGAGGAGGCUGAUGAAGAGCCGAAGCGAGGCAAGAGGGCCUUUGACAGCGAAUUCGACAAGGCCUUGUACAGCAGCAGCGAGGAUGAGGCAGAAUCUGAUGUCUCUGAUGAUGAGCGGGCACCGAAAGGAAAGAAGGGCAAGCAGCAGAGGGGCAAGGCUUACAUCGUUGAGGACGAAGACGAGCCACUCGAUCUGCUGGACCGCAGGGCCCUCGCGAACAUCUCUUCGACCAAGCCCGUCAAGAUGCGCGGUCCCACCAGAACGAAGGCAAAGGUCGACCUCGACGGCAAACUUAUCCUCGGCGACGAGAAGGCGGAUGCCGAGGAGAUGGACAUCGAUGCUGCGCCAGCCGGGGAGAGCGGAGUCAAUGCUUACGUCUCUGCGCUCAAGGGCAAGGACGCCCCGAAGAAGGGGCUGCGUGGCAAGCUCAAGUGGUCCAACAAGAAGGGCCAGGACGAUAAUGACGACGAGGACGGCAUGGACGUCGACGAGGAUGAUGCGGCUGCUAUCAAGUCGAAGAUAAGCAAGGGAAAUAGCAAGCCGCGUGGAGGUGGUCCUGCGCGCGGAGGCGCUCACGCCCGUGGGAAUAGGUCUGGCAAGGGCAUCGCGGCAGGGCGGAGAGGACUAGGCGAGGACAAGCGGCGGGGACCGCCAACGAACGGCAGGGUGAUGAAGUCCAGGGGAGGACGUAGGUAA
Messenger RNA from Diaporthe amygdali, 3738 nucleotides. RefSeq names its product 90s preribosome component rrp12. NCBI's taxonomy places the organism in Eukaryota, Fungi, Ascomycota, Sordariomycetes, Diaporthales, Diaporthaceae. The coding region runs from base 1 to 3738 and encodes 1245 amino acids. The transcript is spliced from 2 exons. The record is from RefSeq and is a predicted model, not a curated record.